Molecule: messenger RNA, 2364 nt
Organism: Beauveria bassiana ARSEF 2860
Lineage: Eukaryota; Fungi; Ascomycota; Sordariomycetes; Hypocreales; Cordycipitaceae
Product: fungal specific transcription factor
Exons: 1
Coding region: 1-2364 (787 amino acids)
Biological process (GO): regulation of transcription by RNA polymerase II; DNA-templated transcription
Cellular component (GO): nucleus
Molecular function (GO): DNA-binding transcription activator activity, RNA polymerase II-specific; zinc ion binding; RNA polymerase II cis-regulatory region sequence-specific DNA binding
Source: RefSeq, a predicted model, not a curated record
AUGGGUGCUGCGGACCAGUUUGACGGUCUCCAGCAGCCCAAGCAGCAACCCGGGCCACCGCUGCAGAUACUCUCUGUUCCUGCGCAUGGCGCCCCGUCUCAGUCGCCGCAUCCGCAGCAGCAGCUGCCCCAGCAGUCCCAUCAGCGCAGCGUCAAGCGCCCCCGACCUGUCAAGUCUUGUACAGAAUGCCGUAAAAGAAAGCUUCGAUGCGACCGACUUUGCCCUUGCUCGCAGUGCCAAAAAUCGAAUCGCGCCUGCCGAUAUGCAGCUGAUGCAGAUGGACAGCCUGACUCUGAUGCUUCCGAUGUCGAAGUACCUGAGCCUGGACGCCCUCCCAAGCGCAAUUGUCCUCCGGGCAACACGCCUUCGGCCACUUCAAUAGCCGGCGAUCCGAGCACUAUUGCCACCGCUAUUGCAGCUGCCAAGAAUGGCGAUGCUUCUGGGCUGCCGCUUCUGGAGGAGCUCUCCCUGCGAAUGGAGCGCCUGGAGAAGCAAGUGAUGCGGAGUCCAGCGGCUACAGAUUUGAGUGUCAGCCGUGUGAAUGCAGCGACGGCAGAUACAAUUCGCGGCCUCAGUGUCAAAAAUAGUGCAAAGCGGACUCGAUUCUUUGGCCAGGGAAGUUCCAGGGUCAUGCUCAACUUGUUUGACGACGCCAAAGCUUUUAUUCGUCAACAUCAAAGCAUCGCUGGUGGUCGAGAAGUCUUGUCUGAUUUUCGAGCUGCCCAUCAUUUCAUACACGAAAACUGGACCAAGGCUCUGGCCCCCAUUUCGGUCUACGUGGAUUCUAUGAUGCCAAUUCAGAAGCGCAUGUCUGAUAUACUACCCCCCAAAGACGUUUGCGAUCGCCUGGUUGCUUCUUAUGUGGAUUCAUCAGAAACCAUCUACCGUAUCCUUCACAUACCCUCAUUUAUGGACCAAUAUAACUUGUACUGGAGUGGCCGACAGCAAUUCCCACACUUUUUGCCCCAGCUCUUGGCAGUCCUGUCGACAGCCUCCCGGUUCGAAACGAAAUCUAAGGGGAUUCUGCACGAGAGAACCGAUGGAGUGCACAACCCCACUAGCUGUGCAUUGGUUCGCAGUUGGCUGGACAGUUUGAAAGGCAAGCAGCGUGUCGAGUUUGAAUCUUUGCAGGUCGAAGUUCUACUGUUGCACGCUCAGCGGAUGGUGACGCAACGCACCAACGAGUUAUGGGCUCAAGUUGGUUAUAUUGUACGAAAUGCCAUGUCCAUGGGACUACAUCGCGACCCUCUGGAGUUUGGCCCUCGCAUGACUGUUUUCCAAGGCGAGCUUCGCAGGCGACUUUGGUUUACUAUUAUGGAUAUCGACGUGCAUCUAUCUAUUGCCCUAAACAUGCCUACAUCAAUGCGGGAAGGAGAUUUUACUUGUCGACCACCACGAAAUUUGGAUGAUGCGGAGCUGUUUGAGGGCAUGGGAGAACUACCGCCUUCCAAGCCGAUCGACCAAAUCACAGACAAUCAGCUGCAGGUCUAUGGCGCAAUGACACUACCAGUGCGCAUGAAAGUAGCUUACUUGGUGAACAAUAUUGAUUCCAUUCGGGACUAUCAAGAAGUGCUGGAUGUAGGUAUGAAGCUGGAUAGGUUUCUCGAAGACAUCAACUACCUAUUUCCACGGCAAGGCAUACUCAACGACACGCAAAAGAGCAAGAUGUGGAGAUCGCGCGUCAUUCUCGACAUGCAUGCAAGACGACCCCUUCUUGCAUUAUAUCGCAGCCUGGCCAUGGGAACACCUGACGCCCCUUCGCAGAUCACACGCGCGCACCUACGUUCAUCGAUGGUGAUUUUAAAGUACCUUGACGAAAUCGAUCCGCGACAGCCAUACUUUGAGAUUAUCACUGCCAUGUACCACCAAAUGCUCAAGCAUGAUAUUACGCAGGCGGCGCUGAGCGUCUGUUACUAUAUACAGGCGGCGCACCGAUCUUCCGAGAAUAUGAUGGGAAGCUAUCAGCGUCAAUCGCCAGAAUGGGGUGGAGACGACUAUCCGCUGUACAAGCCAGAAUCAUUAUCUAUAUGGUCACCGGAGCGAAUGAUUGGGACGGUGGAAAAAGCACUCGAAAUCCUGACCAGACAUGCCAGUGGCAACGACACCAAGGAUCUCUUGACCCUGACUCUCGUAUUGGAAACGGUGAGGAAACCAGAGCCGCGGACGGAUGAUAUUGUACACGGUCUGUAUAGUGUGCUGGAUCUACUGCUUCGCUCGUCACAUACGACGCUGGAGAAGGUGCGCGCUGCCCCGCAAAGCACCUUCAGGCCGGACGGGUUCAUGCAUGGCCAUGCGCAAAUGAGCAACCCGGCUGCGGCGGCGCAACAAUACGGCGGCUGGCUCAUCUGGGAUGGGUGGGAUUAG